AUGCCCAAGCGCACCACCCACAGCUACAGCAGCGAGGAUGCUCCUGCUGAUGGCGAAAAGAAGCUGUUUGUUUACUACUGCAGCGCGUGUGGUGCCCACGUGCUCAUCACAGAUGUCCUCUUGUCCCGAUUACCAAGGCGGAAGACAGACAACGCUUUUGUACUCGAUCGUGGCCGCUACCUCAACAAGUUGAAUGUUUCCCAAGCUGGCAAACAGCUCUUAAAACGGGGGGAGAGCAUGGUGGAGCGUCAGUUCCGCAUGAGCUGUCCUGGCUGCGAGCUGCUGGUGUGCUACCGCGCAGAGGAGGACCCUGCCACCGCCAAGUACCUGUACAUCCUGGACAAGGCGCUCAACCAGGGCGCAGCGGAGGCCAACCCCAAGGACGCCCCUGUGCCCCCGUGCAUCCGGCAAGUGGACGGGAACCGGGUGCAGAUUGCAGUGGAGGUGGAAGACAGAGCCGCCCGGCCGGCAGUAACUCGAGUGAACGCCGAUGACGUCCGAGUGGCCGUGACCGCUCCCAACGUUGGGGGCGUGGCAAACACUGAGCUGCUCGAGUUCAUGGGACUGGUGCUGGGCUUGCGGCUUACUCAGAUCGAGCUUCAACGAGGCUGGAGCGUGAAGUCCAAGUUGCUUAUGGUGGACGAUCUGACCCCACGGGAAGUGUACGAGAAACUCGUUUCGGCCAUAACGUGA
Molecule: messenger RNA, 693 nt
Organism: Klebsormidium nitens
Lineage: Eukaryota; Viridiplantae; Streptophyta; Klebsormidiophyceae; Klebsormidiales; Klebsormidiaceae
Source: the annotation of a GenBank genome assembly